AUGCCAAAUGAACUUAUCACUGUACAGUUCGGACAAUGUGGCAAUCAAAUAGGUGAUGCUUUUUGGCGUUCGCUAUGUGCCGAACAUGGCAUCGCACCUAAUGGUACUCUUAUUAAACCUGAGCUAGAUGCUCAAGAUCUCAAAAGAGUGUUUUUUUAUCAGGCUGAUGAUGCUCAUUAUGUGCCUCGUGCAGUUUUGGUUGAUUUGGAACCGCGUGUGAUAAAUAGCAUUAUCAACUCGGAAUAUCGUUCCUUUUAUAAUGCAGAAAACAUUUUCCAAUCGAAAAGUGGUGGCGGUGCUGGCAAUAAUUGGGCUUCAGGUUAUAUUCAGGGAAGAGAAGCACAAGAAGCGUUGUUUGAUAUGUUAGAGCGUGAAGCAGAAAAUAGUGAUUAUUUGGAAGGAUUCAUGUUAUGUCAUUCCAUUGCUGGUGGAACUGGUUCGGGGAUGGGAUCUUUUACGCUUGAAAAAAUCAGUGAUAGAUUUCCUAAGAAGCUGGUACAGACUUAUUCUGUUUUUCCUGUGAUACGGAAAGGCGAAGCGAGUGAUGUGGUUGUUCAGCCUUACAAUUCUAUUUUAACAUUGGCAAGAUUAAUUGAUCAUCCUAAUUGUGUUGUUGUACUCGACAAUACUGCUUUACACCGUAUUGCCACUGAGAAUGCUCCAAAUAGUAUUUCAGCGUCAUCGUUCGCUUUGAUUAAUUCACUUGUAUCUCGAAUUAUGUGUGCUUCAACAGCUACCAUACGGUUUCCUGGUGCUAUGAAUACUCGUUUAAUCAAUCUUAUAGCGCCAUUAGUUGCUUAUCCGCCGAUGAGAUUCAUUCAAACAGGGUUUACUCCACUGCGUGAUGGUGAAGCGUGUGUUACAAAAACAUCCGUAGGGGAUGUUUUACGACGCCUCCUUCAACCGAAAAGUAUGAUGAGUAGUGCCACUAUGGAAGAUGAUGUAGAACACUGUGUGCUUUCAGCCAUUGCUAUUCUCCAGGGACGAAUUGAUCCAAGCGAGAUAUAUGUGUCACUUGGAAAAAUAAAGGAGAAGAACCAAAUAAAAUUUGCUCCAUGGGGCUCUGGUUCUUUAAAUAUAACACAGUGCAGGCUGUCACCAUAUCUUCCAUUGACAAAUCGUGUUUCUGGCCUUAUGCUUUGCAACCAUACAAAUACUGCAAGCUUAUUUCAAGAAAGUUUAACGCACUGUGAAACUCUUUUCAAAAAAAAAGCCUAUUUGGAGCAAUUUUUGAAAGAGGACCCGGAUAUCUUACAAACGUUAGGCGAUUCUGUUGAAUGUGUGCGAGAGAUGAUUGAUACCUAUCGGUCGGCAACUAAAGCAAAUUUCAUCGAUUUUGAAUAA
This is a messenger RNA of Dracunculus medinensis (Guinea worm), 1344 nucleotides long. The record is from the annotation of a GenBank genome assembly. Lineage: Eukaryota; Metazoa; Nematoda; Chromadorea; Rhabditida; Dracunculidae.